This is a messenger RNA of Microbotryum saponariae, 2097 nucleotides long. The record is from the annotation of a GenBank genome assembly. Lineage: Eukaryota; Fungi; Basidiomycota; Microbotryomycetes; Microbotryales; Microbotryaceae.
AUGGCCAACUCGACCAACUCCAACUCCAACACGCCGUCCACUCUGGCCUGUACUUUAACCGAUCACGACCGUUCGACUCUCCCCUCCCAUCUCCCACCUUGCGAACCCCCACAUCCCCACCCGCUACCCACGUACUGGUCCGAUAAGUUUACUUCCCCUUUCCAACACCACAACGCCGAAGUGACGACCCUACCGUCUAAAGCGGAGGUAGUGAUCGUAGGUUCGGGAAUGACUGGUCUUUGGGCCUUACUGGGUGUCGUGGAAGGUGUUUUGGAACGACUUCGACGUCCCACUGGUGCCAGGUCGCGGAUAAGACGAAGCGAGGUCGAGGUCGGUAGUAGUAGUAGUACUACUAAUAGAAGCACGUACAAAGUGAUCGUACUAGAAGCGAGAGAUUUCGCUUCCGGUGCGACGACGAGGAAUGGGGGUCAUUUGACUGGAUUGCCUUUGUUGCAUUUCUCGGAUUGGAGAAAGUUGGUUGGGGUUCAAGAUGCGAAGAGGAUGGUUCGACUUGAAGCGAGUUCGAUCGAGUUGAUUAAAGGGUUGUGUAAGAGGGAAGGGUGGGGAGAGGAAGUGGAUUUGGUGGAGGGGGGAAACGUGCAUUUGUUCGAUACGGUCGAGGAGAUGGAGAGUGUGAGGAACAGUUUGGACGAGGCGAGGAGGUGUGGGCUCGAGGUCGGCUCGGAGUACAAGUGGUUGACCGCGGAGGAGGUGCAUGAGGUGGGUUGGAGUCGGAUCAUCUCUGUUUUAAAAGUUGUAAAGACGAGCUGAUAUUAGUGUACGCUCUCCUUUUGUCUUUCUGCGAAUUAUAGCUCUACGGUGCCUCUCCGACCCAUCUCGUCGGCGCCGUUCGUAUCCCAGGCAACACCCUCUACCCUCUCAAAUUCCUUACCAAACUCUACCAACAUUGCCUCGAUCGGAUAAAGGAAGAAGGUGCGGAGGAAGAGGUAGAGGUAGAGCUGUUUACUGGGUGCUGCGUGGAGAGGGUGGAAGAGGGGAGGGGUGAGGGGGAUGUGGGGGUGGGGGUGGGGAAGGCGGGAGGCGGGAGGUGGAGGGUUUUGACCAAAGGGAAGGGAGUGGUGCAGUAGUGUGUACCAUUCCUUGCUCUUAUAUCGCGGGAUCGAAAGUCAUCUCAGAACAGCUUGGCUGAAUAAACACUGGCCUUUUCAUUACAGUGACUACGUCCUUCACUGCACGAACGCCUACGCCUCGUACGUCGUACCCUCACUCGCUCAAGGACCACUCCGCAUCGUUCCGACAAGGGGCCAAGUCGUCUCCGUACUCCCCACCGACCAAGAGCACGGAGCAAGUACAUCAAUUUGGCCCCGAUGGUCCAACUCCUUCUCUUCCCCACAAGGUGGCGAGGAAUACUACUUUCAGCGCCCUUACCCCGACUCCGAUCAACGCGGGACACAGCAGCCGAGGUCGAUCAUUCUGGGGGGCAGUCGUUCCGCUGCGAGCGAGACCGGGUUCGAGUAUGGCUUGAGCGACGAUUCGAGGGUGAAUGAAAAAGUGGGGAUCAGGUUGAGGGCAUAUUUGGGGGAACAAUUUCCUGAACUGUUUGGGGAGGUGGAGGUGCGGAGCGCGUCGAUGUCGACGUCGAAGCGGACAACGACUGCGCAAGGGGCGAAAUUGCGCUUCCCUCACGAAUGGACGGGCAUCAUGGGGUUCACGCAGACGAAUCAACCCAUCGUCGGACCGCUCUAUGCGCGAUCUGUCGUGGAUGGGGAGGUACGACUUUUGAAAGGGCAAUAUAUCAGUGCGGGGUAUUCGGGGCAUGGGAUGCCGAGGGCGCCGGGGUGCGGGAAGUGGAUCGCGGAGAGGGUGAUGAGGGAGAUGGACGAGGAGGACACGGUUCAUGGAAUGGGAGAGGUGGAGGAGGGGUGGGAGCUUGUUGGUGCGGACGCUGAGAAGGAAGAGAGCGGUGGCAGUGGGGGGCACGAGGGGACUUGGGCCGCGAUCGUGCCCAACUCGUGGAAGUUGACGGAGCAGAGGUGGAGGGACCAUUUCAAGGAGAUGGAUGAUGCGAUGCAGCGCUGUGGUUUAGAGGGAAGAGGGCUGAGAGGUGGUCAAAGUAGAUGGUGUUGUGUGCAAUAG